AUGUCGUGGCGAAGCCUUGAUGACAUGAAGCACAUCACUCAAGGGGUUGACGUGGUCAACCCUGAGUACAAGCACCCUCAGCUGGUGAUUGUUAACGAUGCCUUUGUGCUUCCCAACACCUUGGCCACCCAAUUCACUACCCUGUUCAUGAAAGGGAAGCUCUUCAGCGGCAAGGACCCAACCCAGCCCCGACCGUCCGACGAAGAUGAGCAGGCCCUCUUCUGCCGGCCCUACAGAGAAUGGGCGCCGGCGCCGUACAACAACCCCCGGAUCCGGGUCGACAACGCUCUCAGCCGCACGAUCAGCAUCAUCGGGGGCAUGGGGGAUCUCCUGAGCAUCGUCAUGACCACGAGCACCGAGUGCGACCGCGACCUGCACCACAUGAAGACGCGGCUGCUCCACGGCCUGCCGCCCAUGUCGCUCGCGCGAUGGCGCCAGAAGGGGCUUCACGAGCUCGCCAACUUUGAGCGCGCAUGCGAGCACCUCAGCCAGGUCGUCGACGCGUUUGAGUAUAUUAAUCUCCCGCAGACGCAGGACCGCAUGCGCAAGGCGGCCAACGGGGUGUGGGACACGUGCAGCGAUUUCGAGAGGGCGCGCUGA
Colletotrichum siamense is the source of this 600-nucleotide messenger RNA. RefSeq lists its product as uncharacterized. The record is from RefSeq and is a predicted model, not a curated record. Lineage: Eukaryota; Fungi; Ascomycota; Sordariomycetes; Glomerellales; Glomerellaceae. The coding region runs from base 1 to 600 and encodes 199 amino acids. The transcript is spliced from 2 exons.